AUGUUCUCGACGCAACUCACGCCACAAUCCAUUCCGAGUCCCAGUCCCUUCUUCGCCGCCAGUCGGCCGUCACAGCCUCACUUCUAUACACCUGUCACCCCGUCGCCGCUUCGGACGUCGAGGAAUGCAAACCUCAUGCCCGUGAGCCCUGAACGCGAAGGCGGGAAUCCACCUUCCUCUCCGUUGAGGCUGGGAAGUUCGCCGCUGGGGAAGUUUGCGGUUGCCGAGGAGGAACAGAAUGAAAGCUUGACAUCUCAUCGCACCUCUGGACUCUAUUUGCAAAAGACCCCGGAAGUGUCGAAACAACAUGCAGCGGCCCUGACAGGGAGUGCUGCCGGUGUGCUAGCCACGCCUCCGGACUCGACACGCUCGAAGACCGGCUCCGGCGGCAACGGCCAGGCAACAUUCGGCUUUCCAAAGACCCAGAGCACUUCGGCAUUUUCAAGUCUAGCAGGCUCGGCGAGCGCCAAGAGAAGCACUGCCGGCACGUGGGAGGGCAGAGCACAAAGUCUCGGAUCUGCCAGUGCGCUCGCUCGACACGCGGCGCAGGGCAGGGAACAGAAGAAGAGCCAAUUCCUCGACCGGAUACGGCGGAGACGGGACGACGCACGCAGUGAGCUGGUAGGCGAUCAGGUGCUGCGCAUGGACUUUGUGAGGGAGCGAAGGAUAUGGGAAGACGAGAUGAGAAGACGGGCGGCUGCAGAGGCCGGCGUCGAUGGGGUUGGAGAGGUCGACAUUGACAUGAUGCUUGAUGACGAAGAGCAUGCCGCAGAUGAGAUGUCGCCGACAGAAGAGUUUGACCCGGAGCUGGAGUCAUAUUACGAUUAUCAGACCGGUGACUCGCUCGGACUGGAUGGCUCGAGAGAAGGCCGAGGUGGUGGUCAACACGGCGAUGACUUCCCGCUGGGUGAAGACGAGGACGAGGACGAUGAAUAUGAAGAGGUGUUUCGAGAACUCAUCCUCAGAGAUCAGUCGCAACGAGGCCAAGGCAGUCCGUUCAACCACGGUGCUGGUGGAGGAGCCGGGAACGCUGGUGCCAGGGGUGAGCAAGAGGAGUACGAUGCUGGUAUGGAUCUUUCUUGA
This is a messenger RNA of Exophiala spinifera, 1083 nucleotides long. RefSeq lists its product as uncharacterized. The record is from RefSeq and is a predicted model, not a curated record. The coding region runs from base 1 to 1083 and encodes 360 amino acids. Lineage: Eukaryota; Fungi; Ascomycota; Eurotiomycetes; Chaetothyriales; Herpotrichiellaceae. The transcript has a single exon.